Molecule: messenger RNA, 1746 nt
Organism: Scatophagus argus
Lineage: Eukaryota; Metazoa; Chordata; Actinopteri; Scatophagidae
Product: zona pellucida-like domain-containing protein 1
Exons: 10
Coding region: 383-1615 (410 amino acids)
Cellular component (GO): cell surface
Source: RefSeq, a predicted model, not a curated record
AAAUAUUGUAUAUAAUCCCUAGGGAUUUAACACUAAGUUCAUGAAGUCUCAUCCUAGCCUUAUAAGGGAAUUUGUUGAGCUAAGCCAUUGUCCCUCACAGACACUCACUGUGUAGGGUUUCACUAAUUGCCCUAAAGGUAUGGUCCAUGGAACUCCCUAUACUCACUAAAUUGUUCCCAUACAGUAAAGUUAAGGUGGACACACCAACCUACACUGACCUCGUUUCUGUCCAAUACCAAGAAAGAGUCAUGUAUAUAAGACUCUCCCACAGCUCCGCUGUGCUCAUUGAUGGUUCAAAGCAACAGUCAAGCAAAGAAAGGGAACAACAUCAUUGGGGCAGCUAAGGUGGGUGCCAUGUAAGGAAACAUUAACAAUUACAGAGAUGUCAGGUUCUUUUGACACAUCAUUAUUUUUUGCUAUUACAGAUAUGUCCAUACCAAAGAAGAAAAAAAUGAGCAUUCUUAGUUUUCUCUUCUUGGGUUCCAUGGUCUCCAAAAGCAGUCAGUUAACGUGCCAAACUGACUUUCGACGUCCAGAUUACACUGACAUUUCAGUUCAAUGUGGCACGUCCUCGAUUAGCCUGGCUAUCCAAAUCUGUCCUGUCAUCUACACUGGCUACAACGAAUCUCUGCUCAUCCUCAACCACAUUUAUGAUGAUCCAAUUUGUAGGGGAACCUUGGAUGAAUCUGCCAACCCUCCUGUUGUUAGAUUCUCCUUUCCCCUCAAUAUGACUAAUGCUUGCGGCAGCACCUUCCUGACGACCAGUGCAGCUGGCACAGGGAUCUUUGCUGACUUCUCCAACAUCCAGACAGUUAAUGUCAGUGGUGUGGUGACCUCCCAUGAUCCAACCACGGGGGUAGUCACCUAUAACGCUGAGCUGAAAUAUUAUUAUUCCUGUGCUUACCCACUGGAGUAUCUGAUCAACAACACCCAGGUGGAAGUAUCAGCGUCAUCUAUUGCAGUGAGAGACAACAAUGGAAGCUUCAUCAGUACUUUGAGCAUGGAUCUCUUCAGUGAUGCUAACUACACCACUCCUCUGAUCAUACCCCCGAUGGGCUUAGAGCUGAGGACCAACAUCUAUGUCCAGGUCCAGGCAGUCAACCUGACUGAUCAGUACCAUGUCCUCAUGGAUCGAUGCUAUGCCUCCAUCUCUCCUUAUCCCAGCAACUCCACUUUCUUUAACCUGUUUGUCUCGUGCUCUAAGGACCAAUUGACCAUUAUGCAUGAGAACGGGGACAGCCAUCACGCUCGCUUCUCCUUCCAGGCCUUCAGGUUUCUCGAACAGCAGAACCAGACAGUGUCCACCUACUACCUGCACUGCAUCACCAGACUCUGUGAGAUCAGCACCUGCAAUGAGUUUAAGCAAUGUAACAAUAGGAGGAAAAGGGAUGUUGGUUCCACCAGUGUUUCAGAUGCCACCACCUUGUCCUCAGCAGUCCCCAUUGUUACCAGAAAUGAGAAUUCACUGGCAUCCAAGGAGGAAGCUGUGCUCAGCAGCAACUCGGACUCCAGCUCCACGAUGGGUCUCGGCUUAGCUGUGGGAGUCCUCACUGUGGCCGUCAUUGUAGUUCUAGCUGCAGCAGCUGUCCUCUUCAGAAGGCUCAGACACUUUUGAAGUGGAACAAAUACUCUGCAUGUCUAUGAAUUGGUGUAUGGCAGCCUUUACCAACAGAUCUGUGAUGCAAAACCAAGCUUCAUAUAAUAUCAUUCUUGUGUUUUUUUCUGAUGUAGAAUGUAGAUGGUUGA